CAUCUGCUCUCCGCCUGCUGCCUGCAUCCUGUCGCCUUAAUGGUGAAGCAAAUCCAGAGCAAGUCUGCUUUUCAGGAAGCCUUGGAUUCUGCAGGAGAUAAAUUAGUAGUAGUAGACUUCUCAGCCACGUGGUGUGGGUCUUGCAAAAUGAUCAAGCCUUUCUUUCAUUCCCUUUGUGAAAAGUAUUCGGAUGUGGUGUUCCUUGAAGUAGAUGUGGAUGACUGUCAGGAUGUUGCCUCAGUUUGUGAUGUCAAAUGUAUGCCAACCUUCCAGUUCUUUAAAAAGGGACAAAAGGUGGGUGAAUUUUCUGGCGCUAAUAAGGAAAAACUUGAAGCUACCAUUAAUGAAUUCAUCUAAUCAUGAUCUCAUAACAUAAUCUCAUUGGCUUUAAUUUUUUUAUUUACAAAAAAUAAAGACCAGAUAU
Molecule: messenger RNA, 424 nt
Organism: Erinaceus europaeus (western European hedgehog)
Lineage: Eukaryota; Metazoa; Chordata; Mammalia; Eulipotyphla; Erinaceidae
Product: thioredoxin
Exons: 1
Coding region: 40-357 (105 amino acids)
Molecular function (GO): protein-disulfide reductase activity
Source: RefSeq, a predicted model, not a curated record